AUGAACAUCUGGAACUACACGAAAAAGUCUGACUUCAUCCUCAUGGGACUGACAGAUUCCAAAGAGAUGCAGCUAGUCCUAGCUGUGCUAUUUCUCCUGAUAUACCUGGUCACUGUGCUGGGGAACACAGGCAUGAUGCUGAUCAUCUGUUUAGAUGCUCAACUUCACACCCCAAUGUACUUCUUCCUAAGCCAUUUGUCAUUCCUUGAUCUCAGUUACUCAACUGUCAUCACACCCAACACUUUACAGAAUCUGCUGACAUCCACCAAAAUCAUUUCCUUUAUUGGCUGUUUCACUCAGAUGUAUGCUUUUGUCCUCUUGGCUGCUGCUGAAUGUUUUCUUCUUGCUUCAAUGGCCUUUGAUCGAUAUGUGGCAAUAUGCAACCCUCUACACUACCCAGUUAUCAUGUCCAGAAGAUUCUGUAGUACCCUUAUCACUGGUUCCUAUAUGAUUGGAACUAUGGACUCCACUGUUAAUAUAUUUUGUAUGAACACUAUAUAUUUCUGCAGAUCCAAAGUAAUCCAUCACUUUUUUUGUGACACAUCCCCAAUUUUAGCAUUGUCUUGCAAUGAUACACGUAACAUUCAAAUUAUUAUGUUCAUCUUUGCUGGUUCCACUCUAGUGGUUUCUCUUACCACGAUAUCUGCAUCCUAUGUGUCUAUUCUCUCUACUAUUUUGAAGAUCAAUUCCACUUCAGGAAAGCACAAAGCCUUCUCCACUUGUGCUUCUCAUCUCCUAGGAGUCACUGUCUUUUAUGGUACUAUGAUUUUUACUUAUUUGAAACCAAGCAAUUCCUACUCCUUGGGAAAGGAUCAAGUGGCUUCUGUGUUUUAUACUAUUGUGAUCCCCAUGUUAAACCCACUCAUUUAUAGCCUCAGAAACAAAGAAGUGAAAAAUGCUGUCCAUAGAGUUAUCAAAAAGCAGAAAGACUCAAGGCUUAAAUUCAGACAGGCACUAAGUGAUUAA
Molecule: messenger RNA, 966 nt
Organism: Apodemus sylvaticus (European woodmouse)
Lineage: Eukaryota; Metazoa; Chordata; Mammalia; Rodentia; Muridae
Product: olfactory receptor 8H3-like
Exons: 1
Coding region: 1-966 (321 amino acids)
Biological process (GO): G protein-coupled receptor signaling pathway; sensory perception of smell
Cellular component (GO): membrane
Molecular function (GO): G protein-coupled receptor activity; olfactory receptor activity; odorant binding
Source: RefSeq, a predicted model, not a curated record